AUGUCUGAGAAGCUCGUGGUCCACUACCGCGAUUCUCAGGAUAUUCACGACCUCGUAGACGCAAUACAGCGUUACCUCAAGUGCUGCGGCAUGACGUCACAAAACUUUCGUGACUGGAACGACAACAUUUACUUCCACUGUGACGCGUCGAACCCGAGCCAUGAACGGUGCUCGGUGCCGCCGUCAUGCUGCCGCCCCGAGUCGACUUUCACUGGAACCUUCUGUGGGCGCAGCGUACUGAACUUGUCCGAUCACGAGGCUUGGUUCCGCGUUCACACGGGAAGCUGCCCUGACGCGACAAACCGCUACGUGAAGGAGCACGUCAUGAUCAUCGGGGGUGUCUGCCUCGUCGCUGUCAUUGUUCUGGCCUUCAUAGACAUGGUCACUAACGCCGUAAUUGACGAGAUCGACAUCAUUCGCAAGAUAUAUGACCAUAUCAACG
Molecule: messenger RNA, 442 nt
Organism: Rhipicephalus microplus (southern cattle tick)
Lineage: Eukaryota; Metazoa; Arthropoda; Arachnida; Ixodida; Ixodidae
Product: tetraspanin-33-like
Cellular component (GO): plasma membrane
Source: RefSeq, a predicted model, not a curated record